AUGUCAAAGGCACGCGGCUCUGGUGCCGUCGACCAGAUUGUCAAGCUCAUCGUGGGAGCCGGCCAGGCCAGUCCCAGCCCUCCAGUUGGCCCUGCGUUGGGGAGUAAAGGAGUUAAGUCCAUGGACUUCUGCAAGGAGUUCAAUGCACGCACAGCACACAUUAACCCGGGCAUACCGAUGCCGACGCGAGUUACCGUACGCGCAGACCGAUCGUUCCACUUCGACAUCCGAACACCGCAGACCUCCUGGCUUUUGAGGAACGCGGCGGAGAUACCUGUUGGCAAGAAAGGAAAACGGAAAGGAGCGAGCAAACCUGGGCACGAAAUAGUGGGCACCGUCACCUUGAAGCACGUCUACGAAAUCGCAAAGAUCAAGCAGUCGGAGCUCCGCUUGUCAGGGCUGUCUUUGGAAGGGCUUUGCAGGUCUAUCAUCUACCAAGCGAAGUCGAUAGGGAUCGCGGUAGUCGCCUGA
This is a messenger RNA of Anthostomella pinea, 471 nucleotides long. Lineage: Eukaryota; Fungi; Ascomycota; Sordariomycetes; Xylariales; Xylariaceae. The record is from the annotation of a GenBank genome assembly.